UUGACUACAGUGAAAGUGAAAGCUUGUGUGACACGGUUCCGUGUUCACGUCACAGUGCGUUUGUGUGAAAGGCAAAUCAUUGAUUUAUAGCAUAGCGUGAACCAAAACCUCAUACUGACGUGAGUCAAGUCUAAACAGGCAAUUUCAAAGUCUUUCCAAAGUGGAAGCAGAAAAAGCGGCAGGAGAGCUGAAGCGAAGAAAAUACAUAAAAUGGAUGAAGUGGGAGUGAAUGUCAUAGAAACUGCUGCUCUUGGGAGACCCUUCCAGCUGGGGAUGCUGUAUGACUGCAGAAAAGAUGCCCUAGUACCAGGAAUCACACUAUGGGAUAAAGAGCAGCUUCAGCAGAGUAUACUUAGUCAUGCCCAAAUUAAUACAGAUUUCAAUGUCACAGCUUCAGACUCCAUUGAAGAUAAAUCUCACUUACUGAACAUUGAUGGUUCUCUGAAAUUAAGUCUUUUAAGUGGACUUGUCAAUGUGAGAGGAGCAGCAAAAUAUCUCAGCGACACCAAGAAAUCCUUUAAACAGCAAAGACUAACCCUACAUUACCAUUCAACCACCAAGUUUGAAGAACUGACCAUGAACCACUUGGCUUCUGGAAAUAUAACUCACUAUGAAGCCUUUGAUAAUGAUACAGCUACACAUGUGGUGACCGCUGUGCUGUAUGGGGCGAAUGCUUGCUUUGUUUUUGACAGAGAAGUUUCAUCAGAUGAGGACAAAACUACUGUAGACGGUGAAGUAAAAGCUACAUUUGAUAAGCUGAAGGGCAUUUCACUGGGUGCAGAGAUUGAUCUGAACAUGAAUGACAAUCAGAAGACUGCCGUUCAAAAAUUCAGCUGUACAUUUUAUGGUGACUUUCAGUUGCCAUCUAAUCCAACCUCUUUUGAAGAUGCUUUGAAGAUUUUUGCUGAUCUUCCAAAACUGUUAGGAGAGGAGAAAGAACUUGCAGUUCCAUUGAGAGUGUGGCUUUAUCCUUUAGAUAAAUUACACACAAGUGCAGCAAACGUUCAAAAAGACAUCAGCACAGGUCUAAUCAAAGCUGUGGAAUCAGUUUUUGAGAGUUUAAGUACAACCGAAAUGAAAUGCGGCGAUCUUCUGAAGGAGCCACCUGCUUUGUCUUUUGUAGCAUUUCAUUAUCAAAUAAUGCAGAUGAGGGAAAACUGUUGCAGCUAUAAGUUGAGUCUCAUGAAAAAACUUGGCUCUCUGUUGCCAGAAAUCCGUGGGGAUAAGAAAAAGGAAACCGAGUUGAAUGAUCUUCUGCAUGAUCAUAUGGAAUCUCCAUUCAGAGGUCAGGAUCUUGAACAAUGGGUGAAAGAGAAAGAAAAAGAAUCUGCCAUAAUAAAAACAUUAAUCAGACAACUGAAUGAUUAUGGAGCAAAAGUGGAAGUGAAUCUAGAUGAAAUCUUGAUGGAUCUAGAAGUUGAACAUUUGGUUAGCUACACGUUCACAUCAUUUGAGGGUCCAGAUGUGCUCCUUUCUACACAGAAGGACUACUUGAGUCCAAAGGGGCAAAAGAAAGAGAAUUCACCCAGUGCCAAAUGGAUGACUGGGCUUUCCUCUGAUGCCAAAAAGAAUAUGAGGACCAACACGAUUAUAUUUAAAAACCUGAUCAAUUCAAAACAGCGUAAACCAGCCAAAUUUAUUGUCGCAUCAAAAGAAGUGAAAAAUAUUCCAGGUUCCUGCAUUCUCCUUUAUGAUAAUGGAUCUGAUGAAGAUAUUUGCUUUACUCCUCCGUCAAAACCAGCCUGUUGAACAGGU
Molecule: messenger RNA, 1755 nt
Organism: Triplophysa rosa
Lineage: Eukaryota; Metazoa; Chordata; Actinopteri; Cypriniformes; Nemacheilidae
Product: cytolytic toxin-beta-like
Exons: 3
Coding region: 211-1749 (512 amino acids)
Source: RefSeq, a predicted model, not a curated record